AUGUCAGUCCUCGCCACUUCCUAUUCCAUCUUCAUCAGCACUGCCAUAAUGUCAAUCCUCGCUACGUCCUCUUCCAUCUUCAUCAGCACUGCCAUGUCAAUCCUCGCCACUUCCUAUUCCACCUUCUUCAGAACUGCCAUAACGUCAAUCCUCGCCACUUCCUAUUCCAUCUUCUUCAGAACUGCCAUAACGUCAGUCCUCGCCACUUCCUCUUCCAUCUUCAUCAGCACUGCCAUGUCAAUCCUCGCCACUUCCUAUUUCACCUUCUUCAGAACUGCCAUAACGUCAGUCCUCGCCACUUCCUCUUCCAUCUUCAUCAGCACUGCCAUAAUGUCAAUCCUCGCCACUUCCUAUUCCACCUUCUUCAGAACUGCCAUAACGUCAGUCCUCGCCACUUCCUCUUUCACCUUCAUCAGCACUGCCAUAACGUCAGUCCUCGCCACUUCCUAUUUCACCUUCUUCAGAACUGCCAUAACCUCUGUGUGCCAAGGAGAAGUCGUUAUGUUCCAGGGUAGUGACAUGAGUUACCGUAACAACGUAGCGGUUCAGAACAAUCACGAUGGCCGUAUGGAAGAUCACCUUGAAGAACCGGAUUACAGCAUAACAUGCCACGUGUGCCACAAGAUCUACUCCCGUCCGUCCACGCUCAAGGCGCAUCUGCGGGUCCACACGGGGAAGAAACCAUUCAGGUGCCCAACGUGCCAGAAGUCUUUCUCCCAGGAUGCCAAUCUCAAGGCGCAUCUCAGGGUGCAUUCCAAGGAAAAGCCAUUCAAGUGCCACAUCUGUCAUCGCAGGUUUGCGCAAUCUUCAUCUGUCACUACGCACAUGCGUAUUCAUAGCGGAGAGCGCCCAUACAAAUGCAAGGUAUGCGCGCGCGGAUUCUCUGACAGCUCCACGCUGACCAAGCGCCUGCGGACUCACACUGGUGAGAAGCCUUAUCAAUGCCGGAUUUGCGGCAUGAGCUUCUCUCAAUCCGGGAACCUCAGCCGGCACAUGCGCAUUUACAGGAAGCGUAAAUAG
This is a messenger RNA of Nematostella vectensis (starlet sea anemone), 1020 nucleotides long. Its product is annotated as zinc finger protein 70. Lineage: Eukaryota; Metazoa; Cnidaria; Anthozoa; Actiniaria; Edwardsiidae. The transcript has 5 exons. The record is from RefSeq and is a predicted model, not a curated record. Gene Ontology annotation, cellular component: nucleus. The coding region runs from base 1 to 1020 and encodes 339 amino acids.